Messenger RNA from Hyaena hyaena (striped hyena), 2405 nucleotides. It is a transcript of the gene ANKRD34C, whose product is annotated as ankyrin repeat domain 34C. Gene Ontology annotation, molecular function: protein binding. NCBI's taxonomy places the organism in Eukaryota, Metazoa, Chordata, Mammalia, Carnivora, Hyaenidae. The coding region runs from base 1 to 1578 and encodes 525 amino acids. The transcript has a single exon. The record is from RefSeq and is a predicted model, not a curated record.
AUGGAGGAUGACACUGAACUGAGAACCGAUGGAAACUCCCUCCUAAAGGCCGUGUGGCUGGGGAGGCUCAGGCUGACCAGACUCCUCCUGGAAGGCGGCGCUUACAUCAACGAGAGCAAUGACAAAGGGGAGACGGCUCUCAUGGUGGCCUGCAUCACCAAGCACGUGGACCAGCAGAGCAUCAGCAAGUCCCAGAUGGUCAAGUACCUGCUGGACAACAGGGCGGACCCCAACAUCCAGGACAAGUCCGGCAAGACGGCCCUCAUCCACGCCUGCAUCCGGAGGGCGGGGGGGGACGUGGUGUCGCUGCUCCUGGAGAACGGGGCGGACCCCAGCCUCGAGGACCGCACGGGGGCCUCGGCUCUGGUGUACGCCAUACACGCCGAUGACAGAGACGCCCUGAGACACCUCCUGGAUGCCUGCAGAGCCAAGGGGAAGGAGGUGAUCAUCAUCACAACGGCUUGGUGCUCGUCGGGCACCAAAACCACCAGGCGGUAUCUCGGUGCCCCCCCUUCCCCCAGAGUGGAGGGCACACAGUCGCCUCCCCUGUGCGCGUCUCCCUCGGGUAUUGAAGUGAAGGCUCCAGGCCGGGGCUGUCCCCCCAGCGAGAGAGGGGACGACUUCUUCGGCCUCCAAGCAGGGCAUCCGAGCGGCUGCAGUGCCGCCAAGGCUCUCCACGAGCCGGGGUCGCCCGCCAGGAAGGGAGGGACCCUCAAGAGAGCCCGCCUGCCCCGGCUGAAGAGGCUGCAGUCGGAGCCCUGGGGCCUGAUCGCGCCGUCUGUGCUGGCUGCUAACGCGCGUCAGGACGACGCCCACGGCACCGGCGCCGACAGCGAGGUCACCAAGAGCAUUGGCGACGUGCCCUUCCCCAAACGGGGGCCGCUCUCCAGAGCCAACAGUAUCGACGGCAAAGACCCUGCCCUGUUCGCCACAUUCACGGAGCAGAUUCUGAGGAUCCCUGCGUCCCCGGCACCCACGUCCUGGAAGGCCGCCUACGAGAAAGGUCAGGCUUCUCACCCCCGUCUGGCCAGAAGAGGGACCCUCCCUGCGGAGCAGGAGAAGGCCGGAGUCGGUCCAUCGGUGUCCCUCAAGCGCCUAGAAGAUGACCUGCAUGACUUAGACCUGCAGCCCGGGGCGGAGCAGCUCAGCCCCGUCUCCCUGGAGGCCGGCAAAGGGCCCCUGGAAAGGAGGCUCAAUGGCUCCCACGUGGCUCUCUUCCACAGCUCGCGGGAGUCCCUGGAUGCGGCGCCCGGCGUGUCCCCCAGCUCGGCACGCCGCAGGCCACCGCACCUUCUGGAACGGCGAGGUUCUGGAACCCUGCUACUGGACCGAAUUUCGCACACCAGGCCCGGCUUCCUUCCUCCUUUGAAUGUAAAUCUGAACCCCCCCAUCCCAGACACCAGGCCCAGUGGCAAACCUUCUUCUCCACUUGCCAGUGGCCUAAAAUCCAUGCUCCCCGUGGCCCCCAGCUCGCCGAAGAGAGGAGACCUGAGGAGCACAAAGAAACUCCUCCGGAGGCACUCCAUGCAAGUCGAGCAGAUGAAGCAGCUGUGUGGCUUCGAGGAGAUCAUGACCUAGACGCCUUCCCAGGGGUCUUUACAAAACUCCGGGUACCUGACGAAAGGCACCACAUCUGGACCAACACCGCGUGCGCCCACCGCGUCCCGUCCCUGCCUCCCUCCGCGCUGCUGGGCAGCCGCCUCACAGGGCGCGGAGCUGGGCCCUGCUCCCCUUCUGAAAUUAUCGCUGGGUUUGCUUGAAAAGAGCUCAGGAUCACUGGGUUCCGGGGAUGAGUUACCCAGAAAAUAUUUCUCCCAAGGAAGAGCACCUCUGGGGUGUGAGAGUCUCGCAGCUGUUCAGUGAUCUAGGCCCUUGACCCCUUCCCACCAGACAAACCAGAACUCAGGUCCCAGGACCGUAGGGAAAGUAGGGCCUUCGCACUAAAUCUAUGAAGUGCCUACAAAGGAACUGAGGGCCAAGCAUGUGUCACAAUGUGCAAGACACCAGCCCCUGAGCUGUGAGGUGUGGCAGCUGUGCUCCAGCCCAGGUGGGGGGCGGGGCAGAGCACCCCAUCAGAAGGCGGAAAAGGGAGGGGAGCGGAGCCCCCCAUCAGAAGGUGGAGACGGGGGAGCAGAGCCCCCCCAUCAGAAGGCUGAGAAGGGAGGGGAGCGCAGCCCCCCCAUUGGAGAUGCUCUGGCUGCAGGAUGCCUCUCACUGGGUCGUGGGGUGGUGUCCUGCUGGGCAUGGUCACGGUCUUUCACAGGAUGUUCACAUGCUCAUUUGGAUGUGCUCUGAGUCCCCAAAUAUAACCACCUGUCCCCCAAAUUCUGAUGUGCCAUCGUCGCCAAGACAAAACCAGCCUCAGGCUCCUACCCUGACACGAGCUGUGUCGAAAUCUUGUGAAA